This is a messenger RNA of Cryptococcus deneoformans JEC21, 1527 nucleotides long. RefSeq names its product choline-phosphate cytidylyltransferase, putative. Gene Ontology annotation, molecular function: choline-phosphate cytidylyltransferase activity; phosphatidylcholine binding. NCBI's taxonomy places the organism in Eukaryota, Fungi, Basidiomycota, Tremellomycetes, Tremellales, Cryptococcaceae. Gene Ontology annotation, biological process: CDP-choline pathway. Gene Ontology annotation, cellular component: nuclear envelope. Bases 55 to 1416 code for a protein of 453 amino acids. The record is from RefSeq and is a predicted model, not a curated record. The transcript has 5 exons.
UGCAGCAAGAAAUCUUCAGAACAUACAGCUAGAUCCAGCACUACCCCGUCAACCAUGUCUGCAAACCCACCAGCGCAAAAACGACAUAACCGCAACAGGCUGGGAGAGAGACGGGUCAACCGCGACCCAAGCAGCUCAAGAGAUGCCAGCGAAGAGGACAAUGACAAUGUCGAAAACUCAUUUUCCGAUGUCGGAUCCAUGAACUCUUACCACGCCGAAGCACUUUCCACCACCUCAACCAUUGAUUCGCCCACUAGGAUGCCGCCGCCUGCUCUUCCGCCCCACAGCUCGUCAGGCUCGCCAAGCACUACCCAGGCUGGAAGACGUUCUUACCAGCAAAGACGCGUAGAAGAACUGAAUGGAGAAGGGAGCCAGAGCGAGGGUCUCGAUUCCCCAACAUAUGACGGCGAUGUGGAGAGCUCUUCCACCAUUGGCGGUGCACCUGCUCACCACCAACACACCCACUUCAGAAGGCCCUCAUUCCCAGCCCCAGUACCUACAUCAGAAACCCCGCAUCCUGCAGCCCACAUUGUCCAGCGGCAACCCACUCCCAAAGCCUCCCAAAUUGGCUUCUCCGCCGCGGACUACCCUGCCGUGCCCACUCCUAAAGCAACCUAUGUUCGACCCUCAGAUGUUCCUGUUGCACCUUCUGUAGCCCUUGAAGAGUGCGCGAGAAGCCCACCUACGACUUCCUGGAUCCAAUCUCCAAAUUCCGCUGGAGGACCGCCGAAGAUGUACGCCCGCGCCGUAGAACGUACGGAAGAGGAUAUCAAGGGCUUCGUUGAGCGAGCGAUCCACGGCAGAGGGCAAGAAGAUGGUGUUGAGAGAUGGUGGAAGACCAAUCCUCCGCCUGAGGGCAAGGUUGUGAGAGUGUAUGCGGAUGGUGUCUAUGAUCUAUUUCACUUUGGCCAUGCCUUGCAACUUCGCCAAGCCAAGCUUUCCUUUCCCCAAGUUCAUCUCAUGGUUGGCGUUUGCUCUGAUGUUCUUUGUGCGCAGCACAAGUCUGCCCCAGCUAUGACCCACGCCGAGCGCUGUGAAGCAGUCAGGCAUUGUCGAUGGGCGGACGAGGUUAUCCCUGACGCACCUUGGGUUGUUGAUCAAGCGUUUUUGGAUAAGCACCAGAUUGACUAUAUCGCGCAUGAUGAAGAAGUUUACCCUAGUAAAGAUCAUGAAGAUGUGUAUGCAUUUGCUAAGAAGGAGGGCCGCUUCGUUCCUACUCGUCGAACACCUGCCAUCUCCACGUCCGACCUUCUCGAGCGUAUCGUCCGAGGCUACAGAGAUGGUUUCUUCGAUUCCAAACUUGAAAAGAACGGUCACCCCGAACUGUUGGCUGCGGAUGUCGAUUGGGACUCUAGCGCAUCAAUGGAGAAGCGAGAAAAGAGAAAGGCGGCGCAUCACCACAAAGUGAAAAAGUAGUACCAAAAAGAGAAGGAAAAAAAAAAGUGUUGUCUCUGAUGUUUUCGGUCAGAUCUCAUUUAGGAUUUUAGUUUUGGAUGUAUUCUCGGGUCGUGUUUUCUGACUCUAACA